AUUGAUGAAGGUCCGGUGAUGCACUCCCCUCGGACCCUUGGAUUCUGUAUGAAUAUGGUAUUCCGCAAUGCUAUUCGUACCAUGAAGGAUCGUGCGAUUCGAAAUGAUCAGCUGGAGCGUCGUUUGUCAGUUCAAACUCCGGAAGAUUUUGCUCGUAUGGUGUCCGAAAUUAACGAGAUUUGUGAUGCUUUGACAAGCAAAGGAGCCUAUCUUUUUGUAUUUCCUAAAGAACCUCCAAAACACGCAUUUUGGAGACUGAGUGUGGAUAUCUUUUGCCGGUUUUCCAGACGCGGCGGGGAAUUGUGUACACGUGUGAUGUCUCCGAAGGAAUUCCUCGCGCUUUACCUCGAAAUUCACCGACUUAAACAACUUUUCGAAGCAAGUCGGGCGGGUCCCUCAAAGACUGUCGACGAAUUGUCAACCGAUCAGGACCCUUGUUGUAUCUGCCUGGAUUGUAUGCCGGAUGUCAUUCUACCUUGUCUACAUUCCUUUUGCCACACGUGUAUUCAACAAUGGCAUGGUCAUUCCUAUAAACUACCGGGAAACGGUCGAUCAGUUAGCUCAGUCGAGCUAAGCCGAGGUGCUUCUGCGUCAAGAACCCAGCCAUCACCUGCUCUGAAUCGCUCUCAGUGUCCGAUUUGUCGGGAUACCUUUGAGGACACAUCAAACGCAUGGCAACUAGUCGAAUGUCCACCUCUGGAUGAGUGCAAACGCGACUUGGGCUGGCACAUCCGCAGGCUUAUUGAAUCAUCUGGCAGACCCGUUUCUUAUGCUCCCCAGGACUUGUUCCCCACUGCAGCCAUUCCUGGACAGGGAACAAAACCUUCAGAUAGUCUUUUGGAUCCUUCUGUUCUGUAACUUCUGUACUCAGAGUGUUUGCUUUCCUCCUGUUUCUCACUACCUGAUUUAUACAUCACGUUUGACACUGCUUGUUUCCAAUAAUUCGCUUGAACCGGACAGCUGUGUUACAAAAUGUCUUUCAGGUCAGAAAUCGCGUAUACUCUCCUUAGUAUUGGUUUCGACGCUUCCUGUAUCAUAUAUUGACUUUUUUGACGAAUCAGUCAUCAUCUUUAUGAUGAAUAUAUGGUAGUAGGAAAGCUUUGCUGUUCACCAAUAGUAUGCAGUACUUAUACCUUAUCUUUCUUCCCUACUGUGAAACUCCAAACUAUUUUAUUCUGUUGAACUCAGUUGUUUCUGUCCCAGGUUCUUGGGACUCUAAGAUUGUUCACAAAACUUUCUGAAC
Molecule: messenger RNA, 1243 nt
Organism: Opisthorchis viverrini
Lineage: Eukaryota; Metazoa; Platyhelminthes; Trematoda; Opisthorchiida; Opisthorchiidae
Exons: 5
Coding region: 19-858 (279 amino acids)
Biological process (GO): protein autoubiquitination
Molecular function (GO): ubiquitin-protein transferase activity
Source: RefSeq, a predicted model, not a curated record